UUCCCCUCCCCCGCGCCGGAGCGGCGCUGCCGCUGCGCCCUCUCUUCAACCCCCAGCUUAUCCCGCUGCGCCCAUCACCGGCCACCUCACCGCCGGCGACGGGAGGACACGACAAACCCCGGAUAGCAUCGCGCGGCGUCACCUCGACCUCCUCCUCCUCCCCUCUCUCACUGGUUCCUCUUCUUGCCAUCGCAAGAUCAUUCUGCGUAAGGUGCCCGCUCCCCCACCCCAGCUAUAGGGAAUGUUCAAGACUGCUGCUUUGAGAUUGUUGCGAGAUGGGGGUUUCCGGCAAUCGUCUCAAGUACUGCUGGCUGUGAAUUCUGAAACGGUUGCCCCUUUGAUUCGGAGGUUUUGCUCCAUGCCCAUUGAGAGCCUCACCAGCUGCAAAGUUGAUGGUGAUGCCUUGUAUCAGGAUGCUGGUGAUCAGCCUCAUGACAACUCUGAUUGUGGCAGUGAGCCCAGUCAUGGCAUCAGUGCAGUGAGGAAACAGGGCAAGAAUCAUGGACCCAAGAAGAAACAUGGACCUUCUAAGAGGGGCCGCCGUGGAAAGAAAUUGCCAGGAAGGGAUGGACCUUCUCAGGAGGGCCGCCAUCAUGAAAUGAGAUUGCCAGGCAGGGAUGGUCUGUUUCAGAAAGGCCACCAUCAUGAAAAGAAAUUGCCAGACACACCCGCCCAACCUUUUCUUUUCCAGAUCGUACUGGAUACUCCUAUGAGUACUCUUAUGACUGUACUUGACACAUGGGUGCAAGCCGGUAACUGUCUGGAAAGAAACGAAGUCUUGAUGGUUUUGUUCCAUCUGAGGAAGCAGAGACUGUAUAGCAAGGCUUUGAAGUUCAUGGAUUGGAUCGAAAGAAGAAAACUACUAAAUUUUGAAGAUCGCGAUUAUGCUUGCCAUCUUGAUUUGAUAGCACGGAACCAUGGUUUUGAAGCUGCUCAAAAGUACAUUGAGAGGGUCCCUACACCCUUCAGGAAUGAGGUGCUCUAUGAAACUCUACUUGUUAACUGUGUAUGUCAGGAUGAUGUCCGGAAGGCACAGCAAGUCUUCAACGAAAUAAGGGAACUCUCUUUACCUUUAACUGUUUCUGCUUGCAACCAAAUGAUAUUGCUGUACAAGAGGGUUGCUCGAAGUAAGGUAGUUGACAUUCUCAUGUUGAUGGAGAAAGAAAAUAUAAAGUUUUCUCGUUUUACAUACAAGCUCCUGAUUGACUUGAAAGGGCGGUCAAAUGACCCAUUAGGCAUGGAGUCGGUCUUAAAUAUUAUGAAGGACAAUGGUCUUGAGCCAGAUUUUGCCACACAGACUAUGGUUGCUAAAUUCUACAUAUCCGGGGGCCUCAUGGAGAAAGCAGAAGAGGUUAUCAGGGCUAUGGAAGUAUCUGUAAAGGAUAGUCGUGAUGCCACCAGGUCUCUUCUUGACCUCUAUGCUAUUCUUGGCAGGCCAGACGAUGUAGAGAGAAUAUGGAACUCAUACACCAACCCAAAGUUGGAGGACUUCUUGGCUGCUAUUGAGGCAUGGAGUAAACUUGGACGUAUCAAACAAGUGGAAGAGACCUUUGAAGCGCUGGUAAAGACAUCACCAAAACUCACCUCCAAGUACUUCAAUGCCAUGCUGAACGUGUAUGCAAAACACAAACUUCUGGCCAAGGGCAAAGAGUUUCUAGAAAGGAUGUAUUUGGAUAGGUGUCCAAUCAACCCUCUAACCUGGGAUGCAAUUGUUAAGCUCUAUGCGAAUUCAGGUGAGUUAGCGAAAGCCGACUCAUUUCUGGCGAAUGUGACAGAAGAGAAUCCAGACAGAUAUCCCCUCUUCGGGUCAUACAUAACCUUACUGAGGGCCUAUGCAAAAAAAGCCGACAUACAUAACUCCGAGAAAAUAUUUGAUAGGCUAAAGCAGAUCAGGUACCCAGGGAGGCAGCCGCCUUAUAAUUUGUUACUUGCAGCCUAUGCCAGUGCCCAGGUUACACCGUACGGGUUCAGAGAAAGGAUGAAAGCUGACAAUGUGCGCCCGACCAAGACUGAUAUAGAAUGUUUGAGGCGUCUCGGGUUCAGAGAAAGGAUGAAAGCUGACAAUGUGCGCCCGACCAAGACUGAUAUAGAAUGUUUGAGGCGUCUCGAUGGCUUGCAAACGGUAGAGUAUUAGAGUGUUUAUUUUUCCUUUUCAUCCCUUUGCCAUGGACCACCCCAGCUCGAAGAAGGUGGCCUGAAGAGAGUGUAGGAUAGAAGAAUCUACUACCAGGCUGCUGCUGUCUUUCCAGCAUGGAAUUUGGAAUUUUGUUGUCCUGGUAUGCUUGGUGUUGCAAGAUUAUCAAAGUUUUAGGCGAGUUGCUAUUUGGAAUAUAAAAAUGGAGAUCUUCAUUUUGAGAUUCUGGAUCUUGCCCUUUUGUAACGUGAAUCUCAAGGCUUGCGAUAUAAGCUGUAUUUAAUUUUUUUUUUGCAAAAUACGCUAUGCUCACUUCAGCAGCUGUAUUUAUUUUACCUUGGUUGUUUUCCGAA
Molecule: messenger RNA, 2487 nt
Organism: Panicum hallii
Lineage: Eukaryota; Viridiplantae; Streptophyta; Magnoliopsida; Poales; Poaceae
Product: pentatricopeptide repeat-containing protein At1g80270, mitochondrial-like
Exons: 4
Coding region: 242-2134 (630 amino acids)
Cellular component (GO): mitochondrion
Molecular function (GO): protein binding
Source: RefSeq, a predicted model, not a curated record